UGCUGCUUGCUAGGUAGCUUGUCGGUACCGACGACGUCUUAGGCUCGGCCAAGGCAGCACUGCCUCGGCCCGCACGUCGCACUGCUCUCAAGCUCGUCGUGUUCUCGUGUUCCCCGCAAGAUCGCAGUCAGCACGGCCCCCAAGACCACGGCUUUGUUAGCCCACUAUCGCCCAUUCCACGUCUCGACCGCUCCUCCUACUUCUGAUUCACUCGCCAUUGGCGAGUGGUGCAUCCCCACACCAUGGCCGCUCAGCAGCCCCACGACAUGCACGACCCGUACGCCUACAACCAGCACCAGCAGCAACAGGCCGCCGGGCCCAGCACACACCCGCUCGAUGGCAACCAUAACAACGGCUAUGGCUAUAAUGCGUACGCCGACCAGCAGCACCAACAGCAGCAGCAGCAGGCGCCGUACCAUACCCAGGGGUACGCGCGCGAGUACGAUGACGAGGAGCCAGAGCCGUUCGAUAUCAAUGCCAUCGACCCAGCACUGCGGCUGAGGACGACCAAGACGGCCCACUCCGUUAUCGCAGAGUCUAUUCGAUCAGAGGAUCUGUUGAACCGCAAACGAUCGCGCUUCUUCAGCCGGCGGCGAAAGGGCGACAAGGAGAAGGACAAGGGCUCGCUCUUUGGCUCCAAGAGGAAGGGCACAAUCAGCGGCGCGAACGCGCCAGAUACGUCGCCUUCGAUCGGCGAUGGCGGGCCUCUACUCCCCCCUGCGCCCGGCAGCGAGUUCGGCGCGCCAGAGUCGAGUCGCGCGUCCCAGUCGUCGACGGCGGCGCCGGCGCCGACAAUCGCGUCCGAGACACCCCCCGACCAUGGCCUGAGCAAGAAGAAGAAGAAGCCCAUGCCUCGGCGGAGCAUCUACGUCAACAUGGCCCUACCGAUGGACCAGAUUGACCACAAGGGAGAGCCCAUUGUCCGCUACGCGCGCAACAAGGUGCGCACCUCAAAGUACACGCUCCUCACGUUCCUCCCGAGAAAUCUGUUCGAGCAGUUCCAUCGCGUCGCCAACAUCUACUUCCUGGCCCUGGUCAUUCUCCAGCUGUUUCCAAUGUUCGGCGCGGCUGCGCCGCAGGUCGCCAUGCUGCCUUUGCUGGCUAUUAUUGGAAUGACUGCCAUCAAGGACGCGGCCGAGGACUGGCGACGAGCGCGUCUUGAUGAGGAGGUCAACACGUCGGCCGCUACCAAGCUGGGCAACUGGAAGAACGUCAACCAGCCCACAGAUCCGCGCAGCUGGUUCGCGAGAGUGUUCAACAUUGGACCAAAUCCGAACAAGCCGUCCAAAGGAGUCCGCAAGCUGCGCGAGGCCGAGGCAAAGGCUGGCAAGCAGAUCGUGAUGGAGCACCAGAACAAGGAGGGCGUCGAGGAGGUCACCGACGCACCGCAUCUCCAGGUCCCCGGGCAGUCAUACCCGUUAAAGGAGAUUCCCUCGAACGAUUCGUCGCUCCCGAUCAACCUGCCGUACCGCCCCCGAUCGCAGUCCUUUGCUUCCUCAGCGCCCAGCAUGGUAUCGCACAAGAGCGCCGGUGUUAUCGACUACGCGCGCUCGACGCCCGGUUCAGCCCAGUGGGAGCGCACGUUGUGGAAGAAGCUCGAGGUCGGCGACCUUGUCCUGCUUCGCGGCGACGAGCAGAUUCCGGCAGAUUGCAUCGUCCUGGCUUCUUCUGACGCUGACGGUCUUGCGUUCGUCGAGACCAAGAACCUCGAUGGCGAGACCAACCUCAAGGUACGCAAGUCGGUCAAGGCGACCUCGGGUAUCAAGUCGGAGGAGGACCUCGAGCACGCCUACUUCUACCUCGACUCGGAGCCCCCAAAUGCCAACCUGUACUCGUACAACGGUGUCCUCCACUACACGCCGGCCAACAACGGCCGCCAGGGGAAGGAGCAGAUUGAGGCUGUUACCAUCAACGAGAUCCUGCUUCGUGGCUGCACGGUCCGUAACACCAAGUGGGUUAUCGGUCUCGUCGUCUACACCGGCAAGGACACCAAGAUCAUGCUCAACGGAGGCGACACCCCAUCCAAGCGCUCAAAGAUCGAAAAGGAGACAAACUUCAACGUCAUCAUGAACUUCAUCAUCCUCAUGAUCCUCUGCUUGACGUCGGCUCUCCUUCACGGCUACUACCGUUCUCUGAGCAACACAAGCGCGCAAUGGUACGAGAUCGACGCCGAGGCUUCCAACAACAUCUAUGUCGACUCGGUCAUCAUCUUCGUGUCGUCCCUUAUCGUCUUCCAAAACAUUGUCCCCAUUUCGCUGUACAUUACGAUCGAGCUGGUCAAGACGAUCCAGGCGUACUUCAUCUACCAGGACAUUGAGAUGUACUACGCCCCUCUUGACACGCCCUGUGUGCCCAAGACCUGGAACAUUUCAGACGACCUUGGCCAGAUCGAGUACAUCUUCUCCGACAAGACUGGUACCCUGACCCAGAACAUUAUGGAGUUCAAGAAGUGUUCAGUUCAGGGCGUUCCUUUCGGCGAGGGCGUCACCGAAGCCAUGAUUGGCGCUGCCAAGCGUGAAGGCCGCGAGAUUAUCUCUCUGGAGGAACAGGAAGAGGAGCUCGCCGAGUUCAAGGAGAGCAUGGUUUCGACCCUCAAGCGUGCAGUCAAGAACCGGUACAUGCGCGAAGACAAGCUCACCCUCAUCGCCCCGGACCUCGCCAAGAGAAUUGCCGACACCAACGACCCUCUUCGCCCUCACAUUGUCGCCUUCUUCCGCGCACUCGCCCUUUGUCACACGGUUCUCUCCGACAAGCCCGAGCCGGAGAAGAAGCCUUUCGUCCUUGACUACAAGGCAGAAAGCCCCGACGAGGAAGCGCUUGUUGCUUGUGCCCGAGACGUCGGGUUCCCCUUCGUUACGCGCAACACGCACAAGGUUGACAUCGAGGUCCUCGGCCAGCCUGAACGAUGGGUCCCGCUCCGCGUGCUCGAGUUCAACUCGACCCGUAAGCGUAUGAGUGUUGUGGUUCGCAGCCCUGAGGGUAAGAUCAUCCUCUACUGCAAGGGCGCCGACAGUGUUAUCUACGAGCGUCUCGCCAAGGACCAGGACGAGGAGAUCAAGAACGCCACGCUCAAGGACCUUGAGAACUUUGCCAACGGCGGUCUCCGUACCUUGCUCAUUGCCUACCGCGAGAUGAGCGAGCAGGAGUUUGAGGAAUGGUCCAAGGAAUACGAUGCCGCCAGCUCGGCCGUCACGGACCGCGAGAACAAGAUCGACGACGCUGCCGCCCUCAUCGAGCACGACCUCUACAUUCUCGGUGCCACGGCUUUGGAGGACAAGCUUCAGGAGGGUGUGCCCGACGCCAUUGCCCAGCUCCACAAGGCUGGGAUCAAGCUCUGGAUUCUGACUGGCGACAAGCCCCAGACCGCCAUUGAGAUUGGCUACUCGUGCAAUCUCCUGACCAACGACAUGGACGUCAUGAUCAUCUCGGCAGAUAACGCAGAGGCCACGCGCGCACAGAUCGAGGCCGGACUAAACAAGAUUGCCUCGGUUGUCGGUCCACCGCCAACGCCCAAGUCGAGCAAGAUUGUCACGCAGACUAUGGAUCCUAGCGCGACGUUUGCGGUUGUCAUCGACGGCAACACGCUGCGCUACGCGCUCCAGCCCGACAUCAAGGGUCUCUUCCUGGAACUGGGCACUCAGUGCUCUGCCGUCGUCUGUUGCCGUGUCUCUCCCGCCCAAAAGGCCCAGAUGGUCAAGCUCGUCAAGGACGGCUGCAACGCCAUGACGCUGAGUAUUGGCGAUGGUGCCAACGACGUCGCCAUGAUCCAGGAGGCCAACAUUGGUGUCGGCCUGUUUGGUCUCGAAGGCUCCCAGGCCGCCAUGUCAGCCGACUACGCCUUUGGCCAGUUCCGCUUCCUUACCCGCUUGCUCCUGGUUCACGGCCGCUGGUCCUACAUCCGCAUUGCAGACAUGCACGCAAACUUCUUCUACAAGAACGUGAUCUGGACUGUCGCCAUGUUCUGGUUCCUUAUCUUCUCGAGCUUUGAAGCAACAUACCUGUUCCAGUACACCUUUGUGCUGCUCUACAACCUCAUCUUCACCUCGCUCGCUGUCGGUAUUCUCGGCGCCUUUGACCAGGACACAAACGCAGCGGCGUCGAUGGCAUUCCCCCAGCUGUACAAGCGCGGCAUCAAGGGCCUCGACUACACUCGCACCCGCUUCUGGAUGUACAUGCUCGACGGCCUGUACCAGUCGGCUGUCAUCUACUUUAUCCCGAUGCUCGUGUACUGGGAUGGCACGACGUGGUCGUCGACUGGCCGCGACACCAACGACCUCUACGACAUGUCCUCGGCCGUGGCAGCCGCCGGUGUGACCGCCGCCAACUUGUACGUUGGCAUCAAUUUACGCUACUGGACGAUCAUCCCCGCUAUUGUCAUUCCCUUGUCGAUUGCGUGCGUGUACAUCUGGAUCGCAAUCUGGUCGGCCUGGGGCGCGCUCGACUACUACGGCGUCGCGUCCGUCAUCUUCCCAACGUUCAACUACUGGGCAGCUGUUAUAUUUGCCGUCAUGCUGGCCGUCGCGCCGCGGUGGUUGAUCAAGUCGUUCCGCCAGUCGUACAUGCCUCUCGACCGCGACAUUAUCCGCGAGGCCUGGGUCGCAGGUGACCUCAAGGACCAGCUCGGUAUUCGCCACCGCAAGAAGCGCAGGCGCCGCCACCCUGGCGACGCCGAGAUGGCCGCCCAAUACUCGCCUCACUACGCGAAGAGCAGGCAGCAGUUCCAGCCUCCUGUUGUCCCGUCCACCCCUGUGCCGUUCAGCCCCGAGCAACCGCUGCUUUCCCAGCGCGGCUACGCUAGCCCUGCGCGGACAGAGUCCCCAACGGGCUCGGCGCAGCGCUUCCCUCCGCCUCCGCUUGUUAUCCACGAGGCGCCGACACAAGACUUCCCUGUGCCGGCACCGCACGGCCAGCAGGCACGACCAUACUCCCAAUACUCUUACACGAGCCCCUCAGUCUUAGACGGACUGAGGUCACCGACGUACGGGCCUGGGUCGGGCGAGGGCUCGCCGACCAACAGCCCGCCGUACGGCAGCCCGACGUCGUCGACCCCUUACGGCUCCAUCGCCGCGGGUGUGCCGCCGCCUCGGCCUGCACGCCAGCCGCAGCAGCCCUCGCCGCUGAUGGAGACGAUGGUGGCUGGGCGCGGUGCGCCCAACCACUCGGAAGCGUUCACCCUGGGCCCGGUACCGCGCGAGAGACCAGUGCCGCAGCGUUCGCCCAUCCUACAGGGCGUGAACGCGCCAGACACAUAUACCCAGGACCGCCCAGACCAGUACCCGCCAAACUAUCCCCCCAACACGCAGCUAUACCCCGGCGUGACCGCCGCGCGGCCCACGUCGCGGCAUCAGGACUUUAGCGCUGAUACGGACUGGGACGCUGAUGCCCAACGACCAAAGUCGACUGUAGACCCGUACACAGGAUACGCGGUGUAG
This is a messenger RNA of Vanrija pseudolonga, 5432 nucleotides long. It is a transcript of the gene DNF2, whose product is annotated as Phospholipid-transporting ATPase DNF2. Gene Ontology annotation, molecular function: magnesium ion binding; ATPase-coupled intramembrane lipid carrier activity; ATP hydrolysis activity. Gene Ontology annotation, biological process: phospholipid translocation. Gene Ontology annotation, cellular component: plasma membrane; trans-Golgi network. The coding region runs from base 243 to 5432 and encodes 1729 amino acids. NCBI's taxonomy places the organism in Eukaryota, Fungi, Basidiomycota, Tremellomycetes, Trichosporonales, Trichosporonaceae. The transcript is spliced from 5 exons. The record is from RefSeq and is a predicted model, not a curated record.